Molecule: messenger RNA, 666 nt
Organism: Rhagoletis zephyria (snowberry fruit fly)
Lineage: Eukaryota; Metazoa; Arthropoda; Insecta; Diptera; Tephritidae
Source: RefSeq, a predicted model, not a curated record
AUGCGUGUUCAGUUGUACAAUAAUCAAUCUGAAGAUCGGUUCUCGAAGCAAUUGUUAGAGAUCGGAAAUGGAAAAGUUCAAAUCGAUAAUACAAAUGGCUUGAUUAUAUUACCGAAGAAUUUUUGUACAAUUCUCCAAUUAAAGGAAAAAUUGAUUGAACGCGUGUUUCCAAAUAUUGCUCAAAAUUACCUGGAUGACGAUUGGUUGAGAGAACGUGCAAUACGGGCACCAAAAAAUGUACAUGUCAUUUCAAUCAAUUAUCAAAUUUUAGAAAAAUUGCCAGGUGAAGUGACAAUAUAUAAAUCUCUUGAUAGUGCAAUGAAUCUAGAUGACGCAGUGAAUUAUCCAGUUGAAUUUUUGAAUUCAUUGGAACCGCCUGGUAUGCCACCACAUUGUUUGAAUUUAAAGGUCGGCUCAUCAAUUAUUUUACUAUGGAAUAUAAAUGCUCCAAAACUGUGUAAUGGCACAAGACUGGCAGUAAAACAAUUGAUGGCGAAUUUAGUUGAAGCAACAAUACUGACUGGCAAAGCAAAAGGUGAAAUUGUGCUCAUACCGCGUAUUCCACUGAUAACAACAGACAUGACGUUUGGAUUCAAGCGUUUGCAAUUCCCAGUGCGUAUAGCACUUGCCAUGUCCGUCAACAAGGCGCAAGGACAAACUCUUCAA